AUUUCUUGAGGCAGCAAUAAUUGAACACUGAACGACGUCAACUCGUAUUCCUUCUUCUAUAAAUAGUAAUGUCCUCUCCCUUCUUCUUCAACUCGAUCCUCACACAUUCACGCAUUCUUCUUCAAUUCUUAUACAAUUACCGCAAUUCUUCCUUCAAUUCUUCUAUAAAUUCCUACAUUCUUUUUCAACUCUUCUACAAGAUUACAAACACGUACACCAUUCUUCCUUAACUCAACAUCAUAAUUCAGUGUCGAAUUUCGGGCUGAAAUUUGUCAAAUCGAAGUUUCGGGGUAGAUUUGUACCUAUUCUGGCCGAAUUUGGAGGUCUUGGGGUUUUCUUCAGCUUGUUAAGAUCAACAUCUUAACCAUCAUCAGCCUCGCAUCAUUCUCUUCUAAACCAGGAAAUUCAAAUAUGGGUUACAAAGAUGGAUUAGUAAGUUGUAUUAUGGUUCUGUGUUUAGUUUGCCUAGCAUAUAGGGUAUAUGCUGAUAGUUAUUUAAUAGAUUGUGGGGCAACUAGUAAUACUACUAUUGGUAAUCGGGUUUUCCUUGCCGAUAGAUAUGCCGCAAAAUACCUUUCCACUCGUCCAAACAUUCUUGUGAAAACUUUGUCUGAAAACAAUUUGUUGUAUCAUACAGCUAGAGUGUUUAGAAAUUUAACGAGUUAUACAUUUCCUAUAAGCCAAACAGGGAGAUAUUUCAUUCGUUUUCAUUUCUUUCCCUUUACUUCCAAGAGUUAUGAUUUGAGCUCCGCGAAGUUUAUGGUUUUUGCUCAACAGUUUAAGCUGCUUAAUGAGUUUUCACCACCAAAAGUUAGUGUUGUUAAAGAAUAUUCAGUUUUGGUGAACACAAAUAGACUUACCAUUCUCAUAGUACCCACCGUAAAUUCCAUCGCCUUUCUGAAUGCCAUUGAAGUCUUUUUAGUUCCUGAUUCAGUGACCACAGAUUAUGCAACAUUAAUUAAUCCACUGCCAGGCUACAAAGACCUUGUUACAAUGGCUUUAGAAACAUUUUACCGGGUAAAUAUGGGAGGGUCGAAUAUAGACUUUGAUGGUGACAAAUUCUGGAGAAGUUGGAUUCAAGAUGAUAGGUUUUUAGAACAAAAAGACCUUUCUAUAGAUAUCCACAAAUAUGGAGCUGCUAAUUCCAGUGGCCUUGUUGCACCAUUAGUUGUCUAUGAGAGUUGUAGAGAACUCAACUCCCAAAAUGAUAUCAUUGCCAACGUGUCAUGGAACUUCAGUGUGAAUCGAGGUUUCCAGUAUUCUCUUCGUUUUCAUUACUGUGAUAUAGUGAGUACAUCUCCGGACGAAUUGUACUUUAAUGUUUAUGUAGAUUCGUUGAUGAUUUCUGAAGACCUUGACCUUACUAGUUUAGCCAAGGGGAGUUUGGAUACUCCUGUUUAUUUGGAUUAUAUCACACCCGAGCUAACAACCAAUACACUUAGGGUAAGCAUUGGCCCAACUGCUGGGGCACAGAACCAACCUAAUGCUAUUUUGAAUGGGUAAAUUUUUAAAGUGAGUAAUGAAGAGAAAAACCUAGAUGAUGAAGCUGAUAUCACUUUAUCGAAUUUAAGUCCCAAGCCCAAGCAGAAGGUCGGUGUGAUAGUGGGGGUGGUUAUUGGAAUUUUGUCCCUCCUUCUUUUGGCUACAAUUUUGUUGAGGUUUUACAAAAAGAGAAGCAUCAAUAAUUCAACUCAAACUGAUGAAUUCGACCCAACCCCAAUCCGUUGAUCCGAUUUGACAUCGUUGGAUACAAUUUUUUUGAGGUUUUACUAGUACAUCUAUAUCACAGUAAUGAAACAAAUAAAAUACUGGAAACCUCGAUUCACACUGAAGUUCCAUGAGACGUUGGCAAUGAGAUCAUUUUGGGGGCUGAGUUUUCUACAACUGUCGUAGACAACUAGUGGUGCACCAGGCCACUAGUAUAAUUAGCAGCUCCGUUUUUUUGGAUAUCUACAAAAAGGUCUCUUUACUGUCUUCAUGAAUGUGUGGAUAUUGCUGAAGAGUGUGUGGUUGCGAGUGUUCUUAGGCGUUCUACAGGAGAUGUUGUGUGCAGACUGGAGAAAGUGCUACAAAUAAUGUCUGCAGAGGCUGGCGUAGAACACACGGAUGCUAGCAGCGCAAAUGUUUCUCUGUCAGAUGUCGAGGAUCUUGCUCCUUUGUCUAUAAGCAGGGUAUUCACUCGGAUGGCGAGGUCAAUCAGUCAAUGAACAGGACAAUGCAUUAAGGAUAGGGAUCAGAACUGGAGCAGCAGCAGUGAAGACAUGCACGAUAUGAAACAGGCUUUCUCUCAUGUCGAGCUUUAGCAGUAUAUAUUAUCAUCAAUGUUGAGUAGGAGCCAAAAACAAUUGCUUGUGUUGGAAAAGUUCUUGAAAAACAGGAAGCUGGCACUGCUUAGGAUGUUGCUACACAAACAAAAGCUAUUGCAGGAGUACGCCAAUGCUUUGCCUUAUCUGAAGGGUUGAACUACUAAGAUGGAUGAUAUUGUCGUCCUUAGCUUUAGAUAUAGUAUGUUGUUUGCAACUUGCAAGUGCUUACUGGAGUCUUGAACUACUAAUACUAAGAUGGAUGAUACUGGCAACAUAUUUCUCAGUGGUAGUAAAGGAGAAUAGCAAUUACAUAUAUCUGCUAUGAGAUUGUUGAUGUCAUCUUUUGAUAUGUGGAGAAUUGUAAUUCAUACACUUUUCCUCUUCGUUUUUACUCAAUCUGUGUAGAUGUUGUUUCCAAAUUUCAGUUUCAACUUUUAAGGAGAUAAGCAUAAACAUGGGGCACAACCUUUUCAUUUUUUCCCAUUAAGGACCUGUAACUUUUUUUUUCCCCACCUGUUUAGGACCUACUAUUCACUUUCCGGUCAAAAUUAACCAAAUCAAAUAAAAGUUUAGUCCCUUGGAUUAGGUA
This is a messenger RNA of Spinacia oleracea (spinach), 2895 nucleotides long. Its product is annotated as receptor-like protein kinase HERK 1. The transcript is spliced from 5 exons. The coding region runs from base 412 to 1503 and encodes 363 amino acids. Gene Ontology annotation, molecular function: transmembrane receptor protein tyrosine kinase activity. NCBI's taxonomy places the organism in Eukaryota, Viridiplantae, Streptophyta, Magnoliopsida, Caryophyllales, Amaranthaceae. Gene Ontology annotation, biological process: protein phosphorylation. The record is from RefSeq and is a predicted model, not a curated record.